Molecule: messenger RNA, 3144 nt
Organism: Phytomonas sp. EM1
Lineage: Eukaryota; Euglenozoa; Kinetoplastea; Trypanosomatida; Trypanosomatidae
Source: the annotation of a GenBank genome assembly
AUGUCCGGUAGUAUUCCCGAUGCAUCCACCGAGGAUGUAAGCAACAAAGGUACAACAGUGGUGAAGUCCAUACUUUCUCAUGAACUUACUUCACAACCAUCGUCGUGUCUAGCAGCUAUACCUAAAGUAACAUUCAUCAACGUUGAUGUCGAUGACCCAACGUUUUCCACUGUUUCUGGUAUCGCGUCUGUUCAAUCAAAAAGUGACACCAUAGUUCUGACACCACCCCCACCCUUAACGCUGGUCAACUCAUCCAGUAGCGCUUCCGCGUCUAACACAAAUGACACGAGUAGUCUUAAAAGGCCUUUGACGUUACUCGAGCGCCGCAGUCGAGAAAGGAAUGGUAUGAACAUGUCUAGUAUUUCUGGGUUGAGUGUAGAGACGAUCCAAGAUAGCCUUUGUGAAAGCUACAAUACCACCAUACAUGAGCCGGUUGUCCCUAUCAUGAGAGGGUGGUCUAGGAAAGUAAAGACUUUUCUAAAUGAGGAGUACUAUCAGCAUGUAUGGAGAGUUCUUUCAAAGCAAUAUAUGAAAUCAUUUAGGACUAAGCAAACUAGUGAGGCGCCUUUGUUUGUUGGAAAUUCUAGAGAUUGUAACCCUACACCAUUUCAACUGCUACAAAACCUCAAAGGGGCCUUCACGAUUGUUGCUUACAACAUCCUUGCCGGUCGUUAUGUGACUACAGACCGUUACCCCCACUGUCCACUGGCUGCGCUAGGGGAGAGCUAUCGCAUUGGCCUUGUUCAGAAGGAAAUUCAGCAGGUUGCCCCAGAUAUCAUCAUUUUUGCAGAAAUGACAGUUGAUGCUUUCGAGAACAGCUUAGGAGCCUUUCUUAGAGUGUCUAUGCACUAUGAGGGGGAUUACCUUGUUAUCACCGACCGGCAAGGCGUACCUCGCUGUGACAUGGGCUUGAUGAGUGCUGCAUAUGAGGACAGUCUGCAAGGUAGGAAAGACACUGCAGGGGAUCUCCCGGAGGAUCCUGUGCAUGACACUAUGGAUUCGCGGGUAUCCUACGCGUCUCCCUAUAGCCCAGCGCUUUCUGGUUCACCAUGUGCCACUGAUUAUGCUUACAGAAACGAAUUAACCCACCACGAGAGUGACGAGCCAGAAAAAAACAUUCUCGCGCUUGUCGAGGUGGUUUCCCGUCGCACAGAGAUGGAGGGGGUUGCCAUUUUCUACAAUCGGAACCGCUUUAAGCUUCUUGAGAAGGUACCCAUUCAAUUCAACAAAGUUGCUGCACAAGACCCUGACGUCACCGAUUCUGAGCUGAAAAAGCUCCAGAUGAAUACCCAUAAUGUAGCUCUUGUUUGCGUACUCCAAGACCUAACGAUGCCAGCGCAGAUUUACAUAGUUGCCGCCGUCCACCUUCUUUACCAACACAUCAAAUUUCAGCUCUGGCAGAGUCAUCAUCUUUUGAAUGUGAUGGAAAGUCUCAAGUUUAAAUAUGAAAACUAUAAGGAAGGUGUUCAGCGUAAAAUGCCCCUGUGUUCCUCCGGCAUUGGCUUGCAACCACUGAGUGGGGACCAGGGCACACCGCGUUAUAUGUCUCCUCCUUUCUUUGAUAGCAGUCUAGCAGAUACAUCCUCGAAUGAGCGACACAUAACUUGUCUCAUUGCGGGUGACCUGAAUGUCGACAAAAGCAGUCCUGUAUUUAAAUAUCUGCUGAAGAGCACCGUUCCAGCCUCAACUCCUGUGCUGCAAAGUUGGAGUCCGUGUGAAGGAGUUGGCAGGGACACCCCCCGAAAUCAUACCGAGGAAGGGUUGUGUUGUUUUUCUAGGACUCCAGAAACACCAUUAGCCUGCUGUGUGACGCGGGCCGACCUUCCUUGCACGUUUGGCUCGAGCGAUCACACUAUUGCUGCAGCAUCCUUUGGUGGAGCAUCGCCGGACCAGGGCCAGCGAACGUCUGCUAGUCUUAAGACGAAUACAAAGUCUAUCACUUCUUCAGUGUCACAGAAAAGCCCGUUGACAACAUCAUCGGACGCGGUAAUGGAGAAAAGCGCUUUGACGUGUAUCGACGCUGAAUGCUGUGAUUCUGAUAUAGGUAGUGUAGAUAAUACUUUGCCGCAUAAUCGGACCUCUGGUUUACCCCAAAACGUUGAGGAUCCUCUCCUAAGACCUAAGAUUGAUGUACAGCGCGUGGUUCAGGCAUCUAGCAAGCGCAAAAUUCGCGAGAAGGCGUCUCCCUCGUUAUUCUGUUCUCCUUAUUCACCGUUUCGCCGACGAAGCUUACCGGGAACCACAGACCCUUCGACAAAAGAUUCCUUUUGGAGUUUGGGUGCUAACAUAACAGACAGUUCCGAGACCUUGGAGCUGAUCAAAAAGCAGAAGGCUAUGAAGCCUCGCACCACAUCUAGGAUAGUUGUUGAAAGUGGUCGUGAAUACAAUGAGGGCAAUAAAUACACAUCCCCUCUCCAUUUCUCAAAGCAUUUCAACGCUGAAUCAGCAAGAAAUAUUUCUAGCAGUAGUCUGAAAGAGGAGCGCGACACUGACGUGAGCUCCCUUGCCCACGGGCCAAUAAGACUACAUGGGUUGGAGGUAACCUAUAAUGAGGCUACGCAAAAGGGUUCUAACAUGACAUCAGUAGUCAUGGCGUUCAACCCGCUUCCUUUUAAGAAGUUAGGUGCGACGAUGUUUGAACAUCAAACAAGCCCAUCCUGGGCGAACUUGACUGAUCACCGGGACGAAUUGGACUCGCCACUGAAACCCUAUCACGCUUUUGAUCAGAGCAUUUCCUGCUUCUCGCACAGUCCACAGCAGUGGGAUCCGGAGGCGUUGCUUCUGGAUUUUGACUCACCUAUGUGUGCACCCGAUAAGAAACCAGUGCCUACUGCACCGCGAGUGAUUUUUCCUAAAUUCCAGCAUCAAAUUCGUUUCAGCGACACCUACGAGGUGUACUGUAUUUACUACCCUUUGUCUGUGUCUGCAGUCAAUCCCUCCACAAACAUGGAGGGAAAGGUACUGGAUCAUAUUCUUGUCGAGGAGGGUCAGCUUGCGUGUCUUGGUGUGCUGCAUUUAGGUGAUAACAGGCACCUGCCCACUCGAAAUAUUCCAAGUGACCACUACAUUGUGGGUGCGCUGCUGGCUCCUACUGCGUCAUUAAUUUCAGCCAUUGAAGAGGAGUCACAACUUUUUGAUGAAUAA